GCGGGGCCGGCGGCCGCGCCAGGAGUUAGCGUAGCUUCUGCCGUUAGGGCCCCCCCUUGCCUUGCCAGGCGCCUCCUCGCUCGCUGUCUCCAUGUGCUGCGCUGUGUACGCUUCCCAGUCUUCUUGACAGUGGAGCGCUGCAAGGAUUGCAUAGUUAAGUUGCUUUUACAGAAUUAACAGGUCUCCAAGAAAUUAAAAAAAAAAAGGUCAUUAUUGCUGUGGUUUGAGCUCAGCAUGGCUGUAGUCAUCCGUUUACUGGGGCUUCCUUUUAUUGCGGGGCCUGUGGAUAUUCGCCACUUCUUCACGGGAUUGACUAUUCCUGAUGGAGGAGUGCAUAUAAUUGGAGGGGAAAGAGGGGAGGCUUUUAUUAUUUUUGCAACAGAUGAAGAUGCAAGACGUGCCAUAAGUCGUUCAGGAAGGUUUAUCAAGGAUUCAUCUAUAGAACUCUUUCUUAGUAGUAAGGCAGAAAUGCAGAAGACUAUAGAAAUGAAAAGAACUGAUCGCAUAGGAAGAAAGCGACCAGGAUCUGGGGCAUCAGGGGCUGGCAGCUUAUCUAAUUUUGUUGAGGAUAUUAAGAAAGAAACAAGUAAUUCUGGAUAUGACUCUUCAGUUAAUCAAGAUGAUGGGUUUCAUACCAAUGGUACAGGACAUGGUGAUUUAAGGCCAAGAAAGACACGGCCAUUGAAGGCUGAGAAUCCUUAUUUGUUCCUACGAGGUUUGCCUUACUUAGUAAAUGAAGAUGAUGUACGUGUCUUUUUCUCUGGUUUGUGUGUGGAUGGAGUAAUUUUCUUAAAACAUCAUGAUGGCCGAAAUAAUGGUGAUGCCAUAGUAAAAUUUGCUUCGUGUAUUGAUGCUUCAGGAGGUCUUAAAUGUCAUAGAAGUUUUAUGGGUUCAAGAUUCAUAGAAGUAAUGCAAGGCUCAGAACAACAGUGGAUUGAGUUUGGUGGUAAUGCAAUUAAGGAGGGUGACAUUCCUAUGAGAAGUGAAGACCAUUCUCCACCAAGAGGCGUUAAUGAUAGGCAUUUUGGAAAACAGUCAUGUUCAAAAUCUCCCAGAAGAACACGUUCUCGUUCUCCUUUUGGAUUUUAUGUUCACUUAAAAAAUCUGUCCCUAGGUAUUAACAAAAGAGAUUUAAAAAAUUUCUUUAGAGAUACUGAUCUGUCCAGUGAACAGAUUAAGUUUUUAUAUAAAGAUGAAAGAAGAACAAGAUAUGCCUUUGUGAUGUUCAAGACGCAAAAAGACUAUAACACAGCUCUGGGUUUACAUAAGACUGUUUUACAGUAUCGCCCAGUUCAUAUUGAUCCAGUUUCUAGAAAACAAGUGCUGAAGCUCAUUGCAUGUUAUGAAAAGAAAAGACCACCAUCAAUAGGGAAAGAGAGGCUUGGACAUGUUUCUCAAAAAUAUUCUCAAGAAGGCCACUCUGGCCAGAAGCUGUGCAUCUAUAUAAGAAAUUUCCCAUUCGAUGUUACAAAAAUUGAAGUGCAGAAGUUCUUUGCAGACUUUUCGCUUGCUGAGGAUGACAUUUACCUGCUUUAUGAUGACAAAGGAGUUGGUCUGGGUGAAGCACUGGUGAAAUUCAGGACAGAAGAACAGGCCAUGAAAGCUGAACGGUUAAACCGACGAAGAUUCUUGGGGACAGAGGUAUUACUGAGACUUAUAUCUGAGGCACAAAUGCAGGAGUUUGGUGUAAAUUUUCCAUUGAUGUCCAGUGAGAGGAUGCAGGGUCAUUCGCAGUCAUGUGAUAGAGAGGACCAUUUUCAUUCAUUUGACUCAAAUGAUCCACCAGUACACCCAGUUGGCCUUUCUGAAAACUUGAGGCAUCAGCAAGAGGACUUGAGACACCUGGAUAAUUUCAAGCACCCUCAGUCAGACAGGCGCCCUCCAGAAGACUUUAGACAUUCCCCAGAGGACUUUAGGUGCCCCUGGGAGGAGGACUUCAGGCGCCCUCGGGAGGAGGACUUCAGGCGCCCUCGAGAGGAGGACUUCAGGCGCCCUCGAGAGGAGGACUUCAGGCACUCUUGGGAAGAGGACUUCAGGUACUCACCGGAGGAGGACUUCAGGUACUCACCGGAGGAGGACUUCAGGCACCCUCGGGAGGAGGGCUGGAGGCGACCACCUGAGGAGGAUUUCAGACGGCCUUCCAAGGAGGACUUCAGGCGACACCUGGAGGAUUGGAGGCGGCCUGCCGAGGGAGACUUUAGGCGGCUACCUGAGGAAGAUUGGAGGCGGCCUUUUGAGGAGGACUUCCGGCGUCUUCCGCAGGGGGAAUGGAGGAGACCACCUGAGGAAGACUUCAGGCGGCCCCCUGAGGAAGACUUAAGGCGUUCCCCCGGGGAGGACUUCAGGCGGCCGGCCCAGGAACACUUCAGGCGCCCACCCCCAGAACACUUCAGGAGGCCGCCCCCGGAGCACUUCCGGCGACCUCCCCAAGAGCACUUCCGGCGGCCAUUCCCAGAGCAUUUUAGGCGACCUCCUCAGGAGCAUUUCAGGAGGCCACCACAGGAACAUUUCAGGCGACCCCGAGAGGAAGAUUUCAGGCACCCACCAGAUGAAGAUUUCAGGGGUCCUCCUGAUGAAGAUUUUAGGCACCCUCCUGAUGAGGACUUCAGGAGCCCCCAGGAGGAAGAUUUUAGAUGCCACUCUGAUGAGGACUUCAGGAGGCUCCCUGAGGAAGACCUCAGGGAAACUUCAGAGGAAGACCCUAGACUUCCUGACAGUCUUAGACCCCCUGGAGAGUUUCGGAGCCCACCUGAUGAUUUUAGAAGUCAUCGACCCGUUGUGAAUUUUGGUCACCCAGAAGGUGGCAAGUUUGAUUUUGGAAAGCGUAAUAUGGGAAGUUUUCCUGAGGGGAGAUUUAUGCCUGAUCCAAAAUUAAAUAGUUCAAGUAGAGUAACUCCUAUUAAGAUAAUGAAUCUUCCAUUUAAAGCUAAUGUUAAUGAAAUUCUAGACUUUUUCCAUGGUUAUAGAAUCAUACCUGAUUCUAUUUCAAUACAGUAUAAUGACCAAGGAUUACCUACAGGGGAAGCCAUUGUUGCUAUGAUAAACUAUAAUGAAGCUAUGGCUGCUAUUAAAGAUCUAAAUGAUAGGCCAGUUGGCCCUCGCAAAGUUAAGUUAAUUUUGCUCUAGAGAGCAUUUCUAAGUUCAAAAUUAACCUCCUCACACAGUAUUGAUGCAGUAAAAUGCAUUUGUUAUUAAAAGGUGUUUUUUUUUAAUUAAAUGAAGAAACGAUUUUAUUUUGAUCUGUGAGUAGAACAAAUGUAAAUAUUAUGUGAAUCUGUUUUCUUUUGCCUGCAAAUUGCCGUUCACCUUUUCUAAUUUAAAAUUAUAUAUAUAUUUUUCCCUGCGGGUGGGGGAGAGAAUUCCCUGAGUUCAUUAAUUUUUGUUGAUGCCUCAAGACUUGUGUAAAGUAGAGUUGUAUUUGGGGAGGAUGAAUUUUAUAUUUGCUUUUGUUUCCAUUUGUCGUUUACAUCUUUUACUCAAACUAUAUAAGGAAAAUGGUCAGUGACUAUUGUUCAGGUUUAGCAUUUUUAUUGAUAUUGGCUGCAAAUUAAUGCCCUCUUCCUUGUCUUGAAAUAUUACUGUGUUAAGCCUCCUGUUAACUAUAUAUAGUUCAAAAUGGACAGACUGUGAACUUAAAAGUUUACGUAUGUAAAAAGCUGAGGAGAUUCUUAAAGUUUCCAUGUUCAUAACUUUGCGAAGUUUUAUAAAAAUAAAAAAGAUUGCAACUGAAUAGACCAACUAAGUAACUGUACUUGUAUUUAUAUAAAAAGAAAAAAGAAUUGCAGCUUCUUUUAUGAAGAUUUUCAACAACUACAUAAAAACAAUAUUUAUGAUAGAUGGGACCAAAUAUCCUAUAAUAAUAGUGUAGAGUGUUGUAUAUACUUCCAUGGUUUCCUCAACAUCUCAUCAACCAAAUUUGUAAGAUUAACUUAAACUACUUAAGUCAAAGAUAAGGAUGUAAUUAUAGGUACGAGGACACUUAAAGGCUUGUGCUGGGAAGAAUGUGACAGAUGGAUAUAGUUUAUAUAGCUAGGAAUGAUUCACUGAUAAUUCAUAUAACGUAUAUUUUUAAUUAGAACAAUUUUUAAAAUUUUGAAACUUUGUACCCAUUUAGUUUUUUUUUAAACCCAGUAACUAAAUAUGAUGCUUAUGUUGUUGAAUUUUGACUUCUUUGCUUCAACAUUUAAUGUAGACAUUUUGUAAAUACUGGAUUUAAUUUUCUGUAUCCCUAAUGAUAAUAUGGUUAACAUUUACUGGGCACUUAACUACAUGCCAGAACAGUAAUGAGCACUUUACAUGCAUAAUCUCAAUCUUGAUUCCCCAGGCAGGAUAGAGUAUUCUUUACCUUUGUUUCACAAAUGAGAUAAUGAAGUUUACAUUGGUUAAGUGAUUUGCAUAAAGACAUUGUUUAGUAAAUUAGACUAAACAAUGGUUUAGACCAUUGACUUCAUGUUCCUGAUUUUGUUUAAAGUGUCACAUUAAUUUUAGUAAGAACCAUGCUAAAAAUAUUUUUAAGAAUGAUACCUUCUUACCUCCACUGUUUUAAAAGUAGCAUUAAAAAAGAUAAAUUUACCAUGCUGUAGCAUUGUUAGUGAAAGACAAAGUAACUUUAAAAGUUUUUAUAUAUCCAGGUUUCUCUUGCAUACUAACAUUUUGUGUGUGUGUGUAUACAUAGAUAUAUACUUCUAGUUGAAAAUUGUUUAUUAAACAUGAUUUGACUGGUAUUUUAUAGUUUACUUAAAACACAGUUAAUUUUUCUCAAUGCUGUUAUCCAGAAAUUUCCCAAAAUGAACAUAUAGGCAUAAAAUUUGAAUUUAUAUAUGGUAGUUUAGUCAUUUGAUAAUAGGAUUUUUCAGAAGUAGGAUACUUUGUCAGUACUUAGUCAGUUAGUACUAUAAAUAUUUUGGAUUGUUUUCAGUGAUUUAAAGAAGCCUAGGAGAAGUCAACCAAAGUUUCUGUGUUUUAAUAACAUAUACUGCUUCCUAGUAUAAUGAAUAAACUGGUAAAUUUGGUUCAAAAAGGCACUUUAAUAAGCUUACAAAUAACUGGGGAAAUGAUUAAAUGUUCAAACCAGCAAAAUGAACAAAUAGGAGUAAAUAUUCUAAAUGCCUAAUGAUUAUAUAGAUGGUUCAUUUGAUCAGCCCCUUUAAGGGAUAUAUAGAAGACUUAAUGAAUUCUUUUCAAAUAUCAAGCUGAUACAUAUGCUCAAACUAAGCUGGUGUGGGAUGAUGGUAGAUAAAAGACCAACAAUAGUAAACACUGGCUUUGUAUUUUGGUUUCAAAAUGGAUGGGUUGACAGGAAUAUUUUCGUAAUCUGUUUAAGAUACUUCUUAAUUAACUUUUUAAAAUCGCUUAUAUAGGAAGUAGGGUUCUGCUGAUGGGAGCCUUUUUUCACAUCUUCCAACUUUGUCUUCAGUAUAAUGUUGAUAACUAAAAUUGGCCAUGGUAGGAGUAUUUUACACCACGUAAAUUGGCAACUGCAGUGCAUUGGGGCAUUUUCCACCCGAGAGAACCAGUUUGCCAGCACACUGUCAAUUUCAAAUACGUAAGAGAAUAUUGUAUUAGAUGCUUAUAUACCCAGCUUUAAUAAUUAUCAUUUCAUAGCUAGUUUGGCUUCCUACUCCCAGAUAUAUUAGGUAUACCAGGGGUAUAUUGGGUAUCUUAAUUCCCAGUGGCAUUUUAAUUAUCUUAGAGACAAACUUUUUAUCUAGAAGUUACCUGAAAAGCAUAGAUCAUGCUUAAAAAAUAAUUCUAUAACCAAGAGAUAGGUAAGACUCAUUGUAUUAGGAGUGCUCUUUUAUCCCUUACUGAGAAGGUUGUUAAGAACAAUGGCUUUUUUCCCAUCUAUGCCUAUAAAGCAGUGACCCCAUCUUUGUAUUAAACGUAAGCUGUCAUUGAGCUGCAUUACAUGGUUUAUAUUUGUGGUCCGUAAUUACAUAUGAAUUGACUCACUUUUUUCUCAAUAAUCCUAAGUAUUUUAGAGAUUAGAAAUGGAGAUGUAUAGGCUAAAUGACAGGUCAGAUUGGUUGCUUUUUUACAAGGAAACUAAGUUUUUACAUUUUUAAUUGUUUACAUCUUAAAUGGUUAUGUAAGUACCCAUGUUUAGCCUUGAUUUUUUUUUCCUCUGGACUUAACAGUGAAAAAAAAUGUGGCUUUUUAAGAAAGUUUGGCAGCCUACAUCUGGUCUACAAGAAACUUAUGUUUACAUUGUUAAAAGUAUUAUCAUGGAUAGUAU
Talpa occidentalis (Iberian mole) is the source of this 6235-nucleotide messenger RNA. RefSeq names its product RNA-binding protein 12B-like. Bases 235 to 3126 code for a protein of 963 amino acids. Gene Ontology annotation, cellular component: ribonucleoprotein complex; nucleoplasm. The transcript has 3 exons. NCBI's taxonomy places the organism in Eukaryota, Metazoa, Chordata, Mammalia, Eulipotyphla, Talpidae. Gene Ontology annotation, biological process: regulation of RNA splicing. The record is from RefSeq and is a predicted model, not a curated record. Gene Ontology annotation, molecular function: RNA binding.